Messenger RNA from Panicum hallii, 690 nucleotides. RefSeq lists its product as uncharacterized. The transcript is spliced from 2 exons. The coding region runs from base 1 to 690 and encodes 229 amino acids. The record is from RefSeq and is a predicted model, not a curated record. Lineage: Eukaryota; Viridiplantae; Streptophyta; Magnoliopsida; Poales; Poaceae.
AUGUCGACGGACUCAACCCAGUCCUCGACGACCUCUCCUCCCAUCGGCGCGACCUCCCCUGCUUCUGGCUUCGCGACUAGCGGCGCCAUCUUCAUCAACCCCUAUGCCUCUGUCUCCGUCAAAGCCCACGUGCCGAUCACCCUCGAGUUGAAGAACCCUAACUUCACUAGGUGGUCCGCCUACUUCCACGACAUGUGCAGGAAAUUUGGUCUUCUGCGGCACCUCGACGGCCCCUCCCCCAUUGCCAGUCAGCCCGUUGAUCCCGCCUGGGAAGAGGCAGAUUGCUGCGUCCGUAGCUGGAUCUACGGAUCCGUUGCGGAGGCCGUCCUCGACAUGACCAUGGAUGGCAUCACCAAGACGGGGGACUCCACAAUCGACGACUACUGCCACCGCGUGAAGACCACCGCCGACAAGCUGCGCGACGUCGACCAGCCCGUCUCCGAGUCGACCCUUGUCUUCAAUCUGCUCCGCGGAUUGAACAAGGAAUUCUCCAACACCGCCGACAACAUCGCCGCCAACAACCUCUCCUUCUCCUACGCUCGCGACCAGCUCCUCCUCAAGGAACUGCGCCUCGCGAACGAGAUCAAGGUUGCGGCGGCCACGGCACUGGUCGCUGGCUCUACUCCCUCCUGUGGCACCUCUGGCUGCCGCUCCUCCUCCUCCUCGAGUGGCGGACAGCAGCAGCAGUAG